Molecule: messenger RNA, 2005 nt
Organism: Tricharina praecox
Lineage: Eukaryota; Fungi; Ascomycota; Pezizomycetes; Pezizales; Pyronemataceae
Exons: 1
Coding region: 404-1891 (495 amino acids)
Molecular function (GO): protein binding
Source: RefSeq, a predicted model, not a curated record
CCCCUGCAUACACAAUUGCUGCUCCUGCAAAGUUUCAACUUUCAACUCGCUGGAGAUGUCUUGGUACAUUGGUUAGGUGUGAGGUAAGUACUUACCUAAGUAAGUACACUUACUUACGCACUUCUACGAUUGGCUGUGAACCGAGAAGCUGUGGCUGCUGCGGGGCUGGAGCUCAAGCUACGGAACCCCUCGCUCACACCCACCUACUCCCCCAUCCUGACCCGGCAACCACCGCUGACGUCGUGGGCUCCUACACAAAAAUCACGUCUGCACUCCUCCGCUUCAGUCACAGACCAUCUAUCGGUUCUCGAUCGCCAUCUCGGGGCUUGUCACUUGAACGCCAACCUUUCGGCUCUCGACCCCUGUUGCGUAUCUGAGGCAACCUACCACCACAGCCAUCGCAAUGCCAUUCCGAAUCCUCGACCUUCCGAACGAGCUCAUCCGCGAGAUCAUCCGGGCUCUUCCCUUCAAAACCGUCUUCACUAUUCAGCACGUAAACCACCGCUUCCAUGGGCUAGCACAGGACCUUCUAUACAAGAGGCUUGGCGACAUCACAAGCGACAACAGCGGCGGAGUCUGCCUCACGUCGCUGGAUGCCCUCGAGCUGCUCCGGCUGUUCAACAGGAAGCCAUACCUCGUGAAUCGUGUGCAGUCUAUGUGCAUAAACUGGGACUGGGAAUCCGGAUGUGUACCGGAUCUUGAAGACUCGAGGUGCCUGGAGGAUCCCAUGACGGAGGUAGAUCUGGCGAUCUGGGCGAGGGAGGUCAAGGCGCUGGAGUUGACGGAGGAACGGUUUCCGUAUAUGCCGUACCUUGAGUCGGGAGAUUAUUUCUACGCGGGUGAUCGGUCGACGGGAUUCGUGGAUGUGGCGCUGCCGUUGCUUCUGGCGAAGCUGGUGAAUCUGGAGGUCCUCGAGUGUAGGGGAUACGCCCACGGCGCGUUUUGCUUUCCCUCCAUGUGGCAGACGUUCAAGCAGCCAGUGUUUCGGAAUCUUCAGAGACUGAUUUGGACGGAUUAUGACGGGAUGCCGUGUUUUCCGGUGGUCUAUAUCAUUCCCAUGAUAAUGGUUGCGCCGAGGUUGGAGUGUGUGUCCACAACGGGAGGAAUCGGUUCGAUGGGUGCCGAUGACGAUGUGGAGUCCAUCUUUUUCUCAGACGGGAGACCCGGGCAGAUGCUGCUUGAUGCACUCGUCGCUCCCGGGUUCCAAUGCAACAUCACAUCGCUAGAAUUCAUUAGGGCUAACAUCCAACCGAAGUUAUUCCGGUGGCUCCUCGCACGAACCAAGAAGCUCCAACGGUUCAAAUACACAGUGUGGGAUGAAGAGAAAUUCAUUGGGAUUCCGUACCGACUCAUCCUGGGAGAGAUGAUGGAAGCCUUGAUAGAAGUCCGCCACACCCUUCAGGUUCUCUAUCUCGAUGUGGAACUGCGCAGACGUGGAUAUUUGGCGGAUGAUCUAGCAGUGGUCGAAAACCUAUCAGCCCAGUUCGAGUCCUUUGAGGAUUUUUAUCAGCUGCGGAAGAUGACCGUCAACUUUUACCAGAUGGUCCCGCUCCGCACCGUCCUCACUCCAAUGGCAAAGCCAACCAUCCUCGACCGCCUUCCGCCAAACUUGGAGUACUUCGCCUUCACGGAUGGCGUGGGCAGGGAGAAUAUAAGGAUGCUGUAUGAUGUCACUUUAGAGGAGUAUCACGAGGAGGUCACGAAGAAUAUGUUGCAGGUUCUCCAGGCUAAGGUGGAAGGCGAAAGGAUGCAGAGCUUGCGGUCGGUGGUGACUCCAUUCCCUCACGAUGAGGACUCAAGAUGGGAGCUGGCUGAGGCUUGCAGAACGGGAGGCGUGACUUGUGAAUUUUGGGAUACAGCCUCUGGAGUUUCGGGAGGGGAUGAGUUAUGAAUUCUGUUCUCUCUUUCGCACAGCGAUGUAGUGAUUAAAGACACACGAACAUAAAUGCAAGAAUCCUCCAAUCAAUAGAGAUCGUUUAUUUUUAUAUCGUUGUGUAGAUACUUG